Molecule: messenger RNA, 1836 nt
Organism: Scomber japonicus (chub mackerel)
Lineage: Eukaryota; Metazoa; Chordata; Actinopteri; Scombriformes; Scombridae
Product: E3 ubiquitin-protein ligase TRIM39-like
Exons: 8
Coding region: 184-1836 (550 amino acids)
Molecular function (GO): protein binding
Source: RefSeq, a predicted model, not a curated record
UGGUAGAGCUUUUGAAGAGAAAUGAAACUGAGAAUAGGAAAGGAUGACCAAAGACAGGACGCUCCCAGUCUGUGGAAAGAGAGAGAGAGAGACAGAAGUGUGAGACAGAAGGAGCAUCUCGAUAGCUGAAAGAAGAUCUUUGUUCAUUCCAAACACAUUUUCUACCAUCUACUGGACGGCAAGAUGGCGUUAGUCUCAAGCCCUGGAAGAAAAAACAGCCAUGUCUUCAAUAUGGCCUCUCCUAGAGCAUCACCCAGUGACCCAAUGGAGAAGUAUCUGACAUGCUCAAUCUGCAUGGAUGUUUUUAUGGAUCCUGUUACUACAGAUUGUGGCCAUUCCUUCUGUAAGGAAUGUCUGCACUGCAACUUUAGUUACAAUGAUAGGAUGUGCCCUCUAUGCAAGCAGCCUCUGCACAAAGCUCCAGAAGUGAACAUCGUCCUGAGAAACAUUAUCCAACAGUUUAAAAAGACCCCAGAGAAAAAUGAUGAUGAGUUUACUGGGGCACCUGGUGAGGUCGCCUGCGACAUUUGCACAGAACCAAAGCUAAAGGCCAAGAAGUCCUGCCUUGUGUGUCUUACCUCGUACUGUUCGACUCACCUGGAAAAUCAUUUAUCAAGUGAAAGGCUGAAGGGUCACAAGUUGGUUGAACCUGUGGACAACCUCGAUGAGAGGGCCUGUCUGGCUCAUGGCCGCCCCCUGGAGCUGUACAGCAAAAGGCGGCAGAAAUGCAUUUGUGUACGCUGUAUGGAAGAAGGUCAGGAGGAGGUUGUCUCCACUGAAGAUGAAUGGGACAGGAAGAAGACUAUGCUUGCAAGCACUAAGACAGCAUUACAACAGAAAAUAAAGAAGAGAAUGACGAAGAUCGAGGAGAUUGAUAUGUCUCGACAGAGCUGCAAGGGGCACCUGGAGGAUGAGUGGUGGGAAAUUGACAGUGUGUUCACGGCUGUGAUUGCCAUAGUGGAGGAAGCCCAUGCAACAGCUCUUCAGCCACUGAAGGAAAGGAGGCUGGUUUUGGAGCAAGAGGCAAAAGAACUCACAGACGGGUUGCAAACAGAGGUCAACAGACUGGAGAGGGCGAUCUCUGAACUUGAUGAUAUUUCUGUGCUUGAGGAUCACAUCCUUUUUCUGCAGAGAUACCCAUCUCUACAAGAUAUGGACGACAUCAAAGACUGGACAAAUGUGGAGCUUGACACAACACUGUCUUUUGGCACCAUGAGAAAAACCACAACAACCAUGAUGGAAAAAAUUAAAGAGAAACUGGAGAAGCUGUCGUCAAUUGAACUCAUGAGGCUUCCAAAGUUUACAGUGGACGUAAAGCUUGACCCAGCCACCGCUCACAAACGUCUUCUUGUCUCUGAUGAUGGGAAGGAAGUGAAAGACGCUGGUGAGGACCAAAUAGUAGAUGAUGCUCCAGAGAGGUUUGAUCGGUAUGGCAGUGUCCUGGGUCUCAACAGGUUGGCCUCUGGGAAGUCCUACUGGGAGGUGGAGGUCAUCAACAAGACCGGUUGGGAUGUUGGCGUAGCAAGAGGUGACGCAAACCGUAGGGGGAAACUCUCAAUUAAUCCAGAUAACGGUUAUUGGGUUGCUGUACAUUAUGAAGGGGGAAAGUACGCAGCCCUGACAGAUCCACCACUUCGUCUCACCCUGGAUGAGAAGCCUCAGAAGGUGGGGGUGUUUGUGGACUCCGAGGAAGGUCUCGUGUCCUUCUAUGAUGUCACGGCUCAGUCUCACAUCUACUCAUUUGCCGAGUGUUCAUUCACUGAUGAGCUCUUCCCAUAUUUCAGUCCACAUGUAAAACAAGAUGAUCUGAACUCUGAUCCUCUGAUUAUCUCUUAA